AUGGAAAAACCCGCUUUUUACAAACUGCCGCGAGUCCAGGAAGUUGACAGUCCUCUGUGGUGUCAAGGAGCCGAAUUGUUCUCCACUUCAUCACCCCGACCUGCUGGCAUCAUCAUGGACUGCUCUCCGGUACUUCGUCAGCAAAGUCAGAAGAAAAUCCACAGUGACCACAUCAGAAGGAAGAAUGAACACAACAAAAUGCCCGUAGACUUAAAGCCAUCUAAACACGUGCCUGUGCCUCACUUUUCCAAACGGGAUGUUGAGAACCAGCACCCAGGAAGCUUGGAAACUGUGCAGAAGGCACCUGUGAGAGCAGGUGUGAGUCGGCUCCCAGUGCUCGCAAAGUCCUUUCAUCUUCAGACCCCCUCAGACUUCACCCACUCCCAUAAGAGGUGGGAGGAGAAACCCCUGGCUGGCAAAGCCAAGCAGAAAAGGCCGUGCACCAAGCCUGUGCCUUUCAACCUGUCGCAGCCCAAAAGUACAAGAAUGGCAACCCAAAAUCAGACGUCUCUGUCAAGGACUGGCACUCAUGUCGUCCAAACGAAACACAUUUUAUCUGCCGCACAUCCCAAAACAAAAAACUUAAAUGGGAAGCUGUCUAACUGCCCAGCCGUCGUGUCGCACAGCAACGGGGACUCGACCCAAGGAGCAGAGGAGUUUCAAAGAAAUCGGCCUUCAGGAGACGAGUUGGUGGGGUCUUACGUUCCCGGCAGGACAGUGAAGGCUGCAGAAAACACAUCACACAUGUCACAACAACCUCGGCCUUCCGGUGCACUGAGCAGCUCAGCCACUUUGUCCGGUCACGUCAGUGCAGAGGCCUGUUUGCACAACAUGGACCUGCUCAGUCUCAAAGAGCCACCCAACGCUCCUCAGUCUGUGCAAGCUACCACCCCCUGCGUUCAUUUAUCAAAAAGUUCAGCUGGCAAAGGGGAGGCCUUCCAGCCGGACCAUGCGGCAUUGCUCAGUAUCCUCCGGGAUGAGGGAGUGAGCGCCAUGGACCCUCAGACCGUCAAACCUUAUAACUACCUGCCCCAGCGCGUGUCUGUCAUGAAGAGUCGACAAAAGGCAGGACCCGCUACAGGACCGGCAAAGUCUGUGCAGUUCUCCCCAGACCCGGCUGCACUGCGAAGCAUCCUGCAGAAUGAGGGGGUAAAGGCUGGGGGGCCCUUGGGGGCCACACCCCAGAACGCAGUGUGUCCAUCAGGCAGAGGCACCUCAAUCUACACAGCUCAGAGAGUUCCUGUUACGAAAAGUCGUGCCGAGACAACUGGAGGAUCAGUGGCGGCGCUCAAAGAAACUCCAGUGAAGAAAUGGACCCCACAGAGAGUCCCUGACACCAGGCACCAGCCCAUGUCUGCUAUGGCCAGUAUACACAAGAGGCUGCUGUCGGCACACAGGACGUCCCUCGCCGGCUCCUCCAGCCUGAGAGCCCUGCGGGGCUGCAACACCGACCUGCAGCCGCACAAGGAGGAAAUUGUUCAGAGGUUGUUUGAUGAUCAAGAGGAUGAACAGACUACAGAUGUGACAGACAAAGAACCUGAGACACAAGCGAAGCAGCUCCCAGCCUCUAGUCCCGAAUCCCACUGUGAACAAAAGGGAGAGGUCAGUGGGACCUGUGGGGACGAGGAGGAGGAGGAGGAGGAAGAGCAGGAGCACAGGAGCGCGGCAGGACAGCCGUUCCUCCAAGAGCAGCACAGAGAGUCGGUCAUUUUUUUCUCAACCGGCAAAAAGCUGUUCAGGGUGCCGCGUUUUGAGAAGCAGGACAGUUGUGCUCAUCUGGAGCAACAAGGCACAGUUUCAUCAACACAGAGGCCAGGGGGGCCAGCACGCGAGGAGACGUCAUCUGGGUCAGACACAACCCGGCACAUGAACCCCUGCAUUUUGAGUUUCCCCAGAGACCUCACUGGCCACAAGAGCUGUGCUCAGAGCCCCGCGGUCGCGUUGCUGCGCAGGCGUCUGCCCCCUCUGGAGGAGUUGCGCAUGGAUGAGGAGGUGGCCACCUACACCUCAGUCUCUGCCCCCGCUCCCUCCGGCUUCCUCCUUCCUCGGCCUCGCUGUGGAAACCCUCUCGCCUCCAUCCUGCACUUCCAGGAGGCCACGACAUUCAUCCCAGUUGGCUCUGAUUGCUCCUCUGACCCUCCGUCCCCUUGCUGCUCUCCACUCUGGGAGAGAUGACUUUUGCACAAAGGAAGUUUUUUUUUCUCUCUACAUUAAUGAUAAAAGGAACCUUUUCUCCAGGAAUGAUGUUUGUCAAAACACUGUUGUAGCUAGUAUUAUGAAGUCUCUACAGAAUGCUGCUGUUUGUUACUGCUCCCAAUAGAUACUUUCCUUAAAAAAGAAAAAAUGGUGUGACCUUUUGAAUUUUUUUUUUUUUUUCUAAUAAUUGUUGGUCUUGCUCUGCCUGUUAGCAGGGCUCCCUGAUGUCAUGAUGUGUCAACAUUUCUGGACCAUCAUCAGUGUUGUAGCUAAAAACAUAUACAUAUAGAUAAGGAUAAUGUUGUUCUCUCGGACAUGUAUUAUGUUGUAUAUUUCAACGUAUUAGAGACUUGUGUAGAUUGAUAAUUGCUCCUGUUCUUAAUGUACAGUGUUUAUAAUAAAAUAUAUAUUUUACUGCCUCUA
Molecule: messenger RNA, 2619 nt
Organism: Myripristis murdjan (pinecone soldierfish)
Lineage: Eukaryota; Metazoa; Chordata; Actinopteri; Holocentriformes; Holocentridae
Gene: troap
Product: trophinin associated protein
Exons: 14
Coding region: 1-2175 (724 amino acids)
Source: RefSeq, a predicted model, not a curated record